Molecule: messenger RNA, 3099 nt
Organism: Dichomitus squalens LYAD-421 SS1
Lineage: Eukaryota; Fungi; Basidiomycota; Agaricomycetes; Polyporales; Polyporaceae
Product: cysteine proteinase
Exons: 5
Coding region: 1-2730 (909 amino acids)
Biological process (GO): protein deubiquitination
Cellular component (GO): nucleus; cytosol
Molecular function (GO): cysteine-type deubiquitinase activity; cysteine-type endopeptidase activity
Source: RefSeq, a predicted model, not a curated record
AUGCCAACUCCGUCCUUCAGGCCCUCUACUUUUGCGGUCCUUUUCGCGAACUUCUCCUCCAAUAUCCAGACCCUUCCGUUCCCGACAUUCCGCCGCUCCCUUCCGUCCCUCCCAUACCCAUACCCGUCCCAAGCCAUCCCCAGCAGACCCCCACUGUUUCGCGCAAGAAGCCCAUCCGCACUCAAUCCCCAUGCGCCGCCCGCGAUCCCCAUCCCGCCUUCACCCCCGACUCUGUUCUCAGCCCUCCGUUCCCUCUUCCUGCACAUCAGCAGGAACCCGGCGGACAAGGGCACCGUGGCACCGAAGGCGUUCAUCGACAAGCUUAAGGAGCUGAACGAGAUAUUCCGCCCCGCUCAGCACCAGGAUGCGCACGAAUUUUUGAACUACCUCCUGAAUAGGAUAAUGGAGGACAUGGAGGACGAUGGGCGGAAGCUCGGGUCUAACGCGAAUGGGGUAGAGAAGUCGGGCGAGGACCUGUCCACAUCGAUAGCGACACUGUCCACACAGCCCGCGCCCUCGACGUCGACGGCGCAGGCCACAGCAUACCAUUCGACUAUUGUGCACAGGUUGUUCGAGGGUGUCUUGACGAGCGAGACGCGCUGUCUAACAUGUGAAACUGUCUCCUCCCGCGACGAGUCGUUCAUCGACCUCUCUAUCGACAUCGAGCAGAACUCAUCCGUGACCGCAUGUCUCAGGCAGUUCAGCGCGAGCGAGAUGCUGUGCCAGAAGAACAAGUUCUUCUGCGACUCUUGCUGCGACCUUCAGGAGGCCGAGAAGAGAAUGAAGAUCAAGAAGCUCCCGAACGUCCUUGCCCUGCACUUGAAGCGCUUCAAGUAUCAGGAGGAUCUCGGCAAGUACAUCAAGCUCGCGUAUCGCGUAGCGUUCCCGUUAGAGCUUCGGUUAUUCAAUACUGUGGACGACGCGGAGGAUCCCGACCGGUUAUACGAGCUCUUCGCGAUCGUUGUGCACAUUGGAAACGGCCCGCACCAUGGGCACUAUGUUACUAUCAUAAAGGCAAGGGGAGUAUGGACACUCUUUGACGAUGACAGCGUCUCAACUGUCAAAGAGUCCGACAUCCCUAAGUACUUCGGCGAUUCCAACAGCGGAACGGCCUACGUAUUGUACUAUCAAGCUGUAGACAUCGACCUUGCUGCGCUCGGUCUCAAGUCCGCAUCACCUCCCCCCGGCUCUAGAGCGACAACAGACCUCGGCUCCGUCCCUGGCAAGCCCGUCGGUAUCGCAACCACUGAGCCGAGCGAACAAAGCCAUACCCCUAUUUCACCAUCUCUUCAGAGACCUCCUGGACUGCAUUCUUCGGUCGAUGACCUUAACUUAUCAGAUAAGAGUGAUUCCCCUCUACCGACGCCUGGGGCGGCGCAACCGAUAUCUUCAACCAAUAACACCUCCGACUCGUUGCCCGUCAUUGCCCCUACACCUUCUUACCCCAACCUCGUCGUAUCCGUGCCAGAUGGACCGCCGACCCCCGGUCCGAUGUCUCCCUCUCGGGAGAAACAUAGUCAUGGCACCUUUGGCAAGGCGCUGAAAACCCUUCGCCAGACUCCUUCGCUCCGCCUCAAGACCCCGAACGGCAAGGACGGAUACCGACGCAGUGUUACCGACUCCUCUGCGAACCUCCUUCCCCUCUCCUCGACACCCGCGUCCCCGAGAACGCGUCGACCACAAACGACAGAAACGACUGCUACGGCGUCCACGACCGAGACCAGCACGCACGAAACCGUGCCAUCCGUACCGUCGUCUCCCCUCCCCUCGAAGGGCUACGCGUUUCCGAAUGGUACGGCCGCGACGAGGGAUAAGGAGCGCACUCCCGAGAAGAAGUCGAGCACGUGGUUCCGCCGGAAGAGCACCCGCGAGGAGACGAUGCCUGUCGCAUCGCCCUCCCUAUCCCGGCUCGGCCGGCGUGGGUCCGAGGCGGCGAUCUCGGGCACGUCUUCGCCCGCCAUCCCGUCCUCGCCCGUGCCCCCAUUCGCCUCCGGGUCGCGGACCGACCCUCCGUUCUCACCCUCUUCACACAAGAAGUCUGCCCCGGAUUUAUCGAAGAGCGUCAGACGCGAGAAGCGCGCGUCGGGUAACGCCUCCUCCAAGCUGCCUCCCCGUCCGUCGACUGCGGGCGCGACCAUGACAUCGUCCUCCAGGGGCUACCACUCAGGCGUGGGUGUGCCACCCCCGCUGCCCACGCUACCUGGGUCGCCCAUGACGCCCGGGAAGGGCACCGCUGCGGACUCGUUCUUUCCGCCGAAACGGAAGGAGCGCGACGCCGCCGACGGGUCACCUCGCCAGCCAGAAGAGGCGUCCCUCCCUCCUCUCCCAUCCACACCGGCGGGCGACAGCGGGAGAGAACGACAACGAGAAGCUCAAUCAGACUCGGUCCCACCCCCAGCCCGCAUCUCUCAAUCCGAUUCCCAAUACUCCUCCACGACCUAUUCGCAUUCAAACCACACUUCGCAUACACACGGGCACGCGCGCCCCGGUCCGCCAGGCUCAGCGUACUCAGAACCAGACCCUUACGCGACUUCAUUGAGCUUUGGGAGGUCGGGAGGGGGCGGGGUGGGCGACACGCCGGUCGUGCCGCACAGCAGUAGCUCGAGUAGCUCGACUGGGAACAACUGGAAGCGCGCAACGAGGAAGCUGAGUCUCACGGCACCUAACAUCUUCGGGAAGAAAGAUAGGGAGAGGAAGGAGGUGCCGCCCCCGAGUGCGUUCGCGCGGUGAGUGGAUGAAGCUAGGGGAGGAAAAGUAUGUCUUGUUGUGUUUUCAUGUGUUGUCGCACUGCGCGGACGCUCGACUUUCUUUUGCACUCCCCAUUUUUGUAUAUUAUUACUCGCUGUUACAGUUGUCAUCAACACCCGUGCGCCCAUGAGGAUGGGAUGGACAGAGAUAGGCAUUAUUAGCCGAUACAUACAGCUCCUCGUGUUCGACAUCUUUUUAUCACCUUCGCUUUUCGUCAUAUGGCUGUACUCUCUUACCAAUAUCCCAGUAUACUUAUCAGUGAUUCAUCCAAUCCGCUAUCCCUGUCGCUGCCCUCCCUGUUCAAUCCUGUGCAUCCCCUGCACUCUGUUUCGACAUAACCGCAACUACUUC